AAGACACUGUAGAAAGAAUUGACGUUUUACAUUUUUUGCUGCUGCGCCAGACACUACUUGACUGUACCCUAUCCCCAUGUGCCAGUCCAGCAGCUCCUCACAAGCAGAGUAUCUUCACUGCAGUGCUUGGAAAAGGAUAAGCGGGUUGGGAGUUUUGAGUUUGUUCAAGCACCCAUAGCAGAAUCAAGUUACAGAGAAAGGAGGUGGGCCCAUGCAAAUCACAGCUGGUGUUUUUUAAAAAACCAUUGCAGGUCUGAGGAGUUAAAUGCAAAGUGAAGAGGGUGGAAUUCCCGCCCCGGAUACAAACUUCUCUGUUGCAACUCUCUCACUCCAGCUCCAAGUCACCUGAAGGGAUGCCGUCCCAGAGAAAGAGAAACUACCACUGGGCAUGGGAACAUAGUGGCUGACCCACAUUUUGCUCUCCUUGCUUCUUCAUACUUGGGAGCAUCCUGAAGGGGUAGUGCUGUGGGCUGGUGCUUCUUUAAAACAUAGAAGUAAUAAAUAUCCAACUACAACAUUUUUUGUCUCAAGCCCUGCCACUUUUUCAAAAGAGGGACACAAACUGUCCCCCUUCCUGCUCCUCAAGUGAUGCCCCCACAGGAGCUACUGGAUUACUUGCCCACCUUGAGAAGAUGCAGCACCCCCAGCCAAGGCAGUGGCUCUGAGCUGGGCAUCAAGUGUGUCCUCAUAGGAGAUGGGGCUGUGGGCAAAACCAGCCUGAUUGUGAGCUACACAACAAAUGGUUAUCCAGACCAGUACCAGCCCACUGCACUGGACACCUUCUCAGUUCAGGUCCUGGUGGAUGGGGCACCACUUCGUAUCCAACUGUGGGACACUGCAGGACAGGAAGACUUUGAUUGUCUUCGUUCACUCUGUUAUCCUGACACAGAUGUCUUCCUGGUCUGCUUCAGUGUAGUAAACCCCACAUCCUUCCAAAACAUUACAGAGAAAUGGAUCCCAGAAAUACGAACUCACAAUCCCCAAACUCCAGUUGUGCUGGUGGGAACACAAGCAGACCUACGAGACGAUGUCAACGUGCUGAUCAGUCUGGACAGCUACCAUGUAAGGCCUGUGCCGAGAACUCAGGCUGAAGGCCUGGCUGAGAAAAUCCGGGCUCAGACUUAUGUAGAGUGUUCUGCUUUGACUCAAAAAAACCUGAAGGAAGUUUUUGACACAGCCAUUAUCAGUGCUGUUGAGCACAAAGCCCAACAGGAAAAGAAAAUGACAGCCAAGGGAAUCAAAACCCUCUCCAAAUGUCGAUGGAAGAAAUUCUUCUGCUUUGUCUGAAACUGGUUUGGCAAUGAAGAGGCCUAUAAACCAGGAUUGGACCUCACACUUGCUGCCACAGAAGGCAAAGUGUCUGUCUAAAUAGCUUCAACAAGGAGAACAUAGUAAGCCUAGGUGACCUGGAGCCCCAGCAUUUGCUGGUUUACGGUAGGACUUGCCUGGAAGACAGGAAGCAGACUUGUGUAGCUCCAGGAUACUGCUCUUUAAGCAACUGGGAUUGUUUGAUGCUUUGUGUACUGAAUUCAGUAUUAAGAAACAACCAAGCUUGUCAUUUUAGAUACCCAGAUAGCAUGGGCAGUUUCCAGAACCUCCCAAAGGCUUCCCAAUAUCUUAAUUAAACCCAGGAGGAGCUGGCACAGUGGAGUGGUGCUGAACCACCACCCUCCUGACAGCAACAUUGCUGCCAUUUACAGGAUAGGAGCAAGGGUGGAGCUGAGGGGGUACACUGGCACGAGUGCUGGAUGUGUCCACGCAUCCCUGACCUUGCUGCCACCCUGCCCAGCACCAUCCCAGUAAGCAGCAGUGAGGCUGUUGUUAGGAGGGCAAUGGCAUGUCACCACGACAUCGGCCGCUCCUGAUUAAACUUGAGAUAUAACAUCUUCAGAGUGACAUCAUUGUUUUCAAGGCAAAGGUAAGGAUAAGGAGAGACAACAAUGUAAAAUAAUGUGGUCUGCUCGAAUGAAAAUGUUGUUUAAACUUUCCCUUCAGUCCUGCUUGAGGAAGUGGAAUUAGCCCUCAAGAUACCAUACAGUAGGGUGCUUUAUGUGAAGGAGUAUCUGCUGUGUGGCACACCCUUAAAAGGAAAAAUAAUUUCCUAACAAAAUGAGAUGGUCCCCAUUCUGAAUCAGGGAUGAUUCUGACACAUCACCUCGACCUCAUGGGAUGGUCUUGUUUUGAAAUAGCCCCAUGGGAAAUGUAUUUAAUAUUUCUGGGAGGGAAUCUUCUGAUAUCUAAAUGAAUAUUUCCCUGUUAUGAGGGGCCUAGUGCAUUUGAAAGAAACAUAAGAUAAUUCCCUUUUGUGUGAAACCACUAUUGUUAAGGGUGAGAAGAUACAACAUGAGUGGGGGAAUGUCAAAAAAAGGAGAAGCAUGUGACAGAAAGAACAGAGAUGGGUGGGAAAGGAGAGAAAGAGCUUUAAAAAGCUGAAAGGGAGGGAUAGAGCAGUCUUUGCCAACCUGGUGCCCUCCAGAUGUUUUGGACUUUAACUCCCAUCAGUGCAGCCAAAGCAUCUGGAGGGCACCGGGCUGUCAGAGACCAAAAGAAAGGAGUGCAACGUUUAGAGAACGUUGGCAGAAAGUUUUUUGAGUGCUGGGAAACCCUUACUGACCUCAUCUAUUGAAUGUUAGUACCUCAGAUUCAAAUGAAGGAAGCAGCCCUGGGCAUGGGGAAAUAGUCAUGGAAAUAAGAUGUUUAAUGUGCUGCACUAAAAGCAAGGAGAGACGGCCAUUCUUCCUGUAUCGUGAAAUAACUGGCAUUGCUACCUACGGGUGGCAUGUGAGAGCCAGACGUUCAGAAUGAUAGAGUUGUACCACAACCAUCAGACAUCCCUGGAGCAGUAGAGAUCCCACCAAUGGAUAAGAAUCCUAAUGCUAGCCUGAAAGAGGAGUGUGGCUGCAAGUUUUUCAGUUUUUCACUAGAGAAAAGAAGCAACACUGUGUUAGUAAAUAUGCUUCCAUAUUAGAAAUAUGUCAUUCGUGAAUCUAAAACUGAAAAUGGUCUAAGUGGGAAUAUUUUCAAAUCCACCAGUUUCUUAAAUAUCACACGUCAGGAAAUGUUGACGAGAAGCUUUGCUUACUUAAAUGAUGUCUCCAUAGGCAAGGUGUGUGCUGGAAAGCUUACAUAGGGGACUAUGUAUGAAUGGUUCUUUAGGCCACUUCAAAUGUGAUGACACAAAUAGGAUUUCUGUGUAGGAAACAGCAUUCCAAUCAGGCAUUGAUCCUCACACGUGGUAAUCAUAUGUAUUUCCUUUUUUCCCAACUGUGGAUACACUUGCAAGCUCAGUCAUAACUUCCCAGCAUUUGUACACCUUGUAUGAUGAUCUGCAUGCAGUUAGCAUGUUGGAAAUGUCACGUAUGAAGCAGUCCUUGAACAUCCCUGUUUUAGAGUUGCACAGUACACUUUUGCUGUAUAAUGAGAAAACGUAUGUUGGGUCUUAUGCAUUUCCAUUGUACACAAGGGAAAGCCCUGGUAUGAACUUUAUGACAGCCUUGUGUUGAGGAUCAAAUCUCAAAGGGAGUGCCAACAGCAGGAGUUCACAGGGACUAAUCAUGCUUCCCUUUUCUACAGGACUACUAAGGGAUGCAUGGGUGUUGUCAGCUCACAUUGCAGCAUUGGACAGAUUCCAAGGACUUCUUCCUGGGAAAGAAAUGAUACUCAAUCCUGCUCCCAUUGCCCUAGAGACUGUGUAUCAUACUUGUUUUGUUUUGUUUCCAAAUAAAGAUGUUCUGUUUGAG
Messenger RNA from Rhineura floridana, 3740 nucleotides. It is a transcript of the gene RHOV, whose product is annotated as ras homolog family member V. Gene Ontology annotation, biological process: small GTPase-mediated signal transduction. The coding region runs from base 589 to 1287 and encodes 232 amino acids. The record is from RefSeq and is a predicted model, not a curated record. Gene Ontology annotation, molecular function: GTP binding; GTPase activity. NCBI's taxonomy places the organism in Eukaryota, Metazoa, Chordata, Lepidosauria, Squamata, Rhineuridae. The transcript is spliced from 3 exons.